This is a messenger RNA of Thamnophis sirtalis, 1556 nucleotides long. It is a transcript of the gene CPT1B, whose product is annotated as carnitine palmitoyltransferase 1B. The record is from RefSeq and is a predicted model, not a curated record. NCBI's taxonomy places the organism in Eukaryota, Metazoa, Chordata, Lepidosauria, Squamata, Natricidae. Gene Ontology annotation, molecular function: carnitine O-palmitoyltransferase activity. Gene Ontology annotation, biological process: long-chain fatty acid transport; fatty acid metabolic process; carnitine metabolic process. Gene Ontology annotation, cellular component: mitochondrion.
CUGCGGGCAAAGCGGCUGCGGAGUCCCGGCCGGCGCCCCGCUUUCCUCGCUCCAGCAACCCAAGAGGGGGGGAACCGUCGUGGGAGACCCGAGAUCCCCGACUGGGGGGCCUUCGAGUAGAGGUUCCGCCUGGGGAUCCCCAUCUAGGGGCCAAGAGGAGCGGAAGAGAGAGAGGCUGCUGCUGACACCCAGCAGGCAAGAUGGCAGAAGCCCACCAGGCAGUGGCCUUCCAGUUCACCGUCACUCCGGACGGGGUGGACUUCCGGCUGAGCCAGGAAGCCCUAAAGCAGAUCUACCUCUCGGGCCUCCAUUCCUGGAAGAAACGCUUCAUCCGGCUGAAGAACAGCUUCCUGACUGGGGUGUAUCCCGGCUCCCCCUCCGGCUGGCUGGCCAUCUCUGCCGUGACCGUGGGCAGCACCUGGGUCCACGUGGAUCUCUCCAGGGGGGCCAUCAGCAGAAUCCAGAAGCACCUGCUCUCCAGCUGCAGCCGCUACUUCAACCUCCGCCAGCAGACCCUGCUCAGUGCCCUGAUCUUCUCCACGGGCGCCUGGGUCCUGGGCAUCUGGCUGCGCCGCCAGAUGUUGAAGGUGCUGCUCUCCUACCACGGCUGGAUGUUCGAGCCCCAUGGCAAGACCAGCUUCAGCACCAAAGUCUGGGUGGCCUUAGUGAAGGUCAUGUCCGGGCGCCACCCGCUGCUCUACAGCUUCCAGACCUCCCUGCCCAAGCUGCCAGUGCCCCGCGUGGAGGACACCAUCCAGAGGUAUCUGGAGUCUGUGCAGCCCUUGCUGGAGAAGGAGAAGUUUGAGCAGAUGGAGGUCCUGGCCAGGGACUUCCAGCAGAAAGUGGGCACCCGCCUCCAGAAGUUCCUAGUCCUCAAGUCCUGGUGGGCCACCAACUACGUGAGCGACUGGUGGGAGGAGUACAUCUACCUGCGAGGGAGGGGCCCCAUCAUGGUCAACAGCAACUACUACCUCAUGGACUUUCUCUACAUCACCCCCACGCCCAUCCAGGCUGCCCGAGCGGGCAACUGCGUGCACGCCAUCCUGAAGUACCGGCGCCAGCUGGACCGGGAAGAGCUUGCGCCUGUGAUGGCGCUGGGCGUGGUGCCCAUGUGCUCCUACCAGAUGGAACGGAUGUUCAACACGACGCGCAUCCCUGGCAAAGAGGCAGACUCCCUCCUGCACCUGGCCGACAGCAGGCACCUGGCCGUCUUCCACAGAGGCCGCUUCUUCAAAGUCUGGCUCUACCACGGGGGGAAGCACCUGCCCCCCCGGGACCUGGAGAUGCAGUUCCAGCGCAUCCUGGACGACCCCUCCCCUCCGCAGCCGGGGGAGCUGAGGCUGGCAGCCCUCACUGCGGGGAGCAGGGUGCCCUGGGCUGAGGCCCGUGCCAAGUUCUUCAGCCGGGGCAAGAACAGGGCAUCGCUGGACUGCAUCGACCGAGCCGCCUUCUUCCUGGCCCUGGACGAAGAGCCGCAAGGCUUCAGCCCUGAGCGGGAGGAGAGCCUCAGCGACUACGCCAAGAGCCUCCUGCACGGGCACUGCUACGACCGGUGA